Salmo salar (Atlantic salmon) is the source of this 3661-nucleotide messenger RNA. Its product is annotated as CDC42 small effector protein 1. Gene Ontology annotation, molecular function: small GTPase binding. NCBI's taxonomy places the organism in Eukaryota, Metazoa, Chordata, Actinopteri, Salmoniformes, Salmonidae. Gene Ontology annotation, biological process: regulation of Rho protein signal transduction. Gene Ontology annotation, cellular component: plasma membrane. The record is from RefSeq and is a predicted model, not a curated record.
CGCUGUAGUUCUGCCACCGUAAAAGCCUGAGAAGGAGGAGUGUAGCCUACCGCAGAACAGGAGACGUUUUACUUUACCACACCUCGACUCGUGAGCUGACCGUUUUAAAGAUAUCAUGUUCGUUUGAGAGAGAAAGCGGAUUCCACACUGAUGUUACGGCCCUACAGUACCUGAGGCAGUGGAAAUCUGGGGAGACGAGCAUCCACAGGAGAUUCAGUGAGAGGGAAGAGGUGACAUUCUAAACGUUAAGAGAAAGGAAUAGAACCGGACUUGGCACUGAGCCUUGGGGGACACCCAUCUUUUUUGGGGACUGGACUGGUUGCAACGCUCUCACCAUUCCACCCUAAGCGGCGUUCUUGUUCUCCACCACGUCCUCUGCUGCCUGCAGGGCGUCCAGAGAGAACCAGGGCCUCCGGACCCACUCAGAGCAAAGCAGCAGCACAGCAGGGAUGAGCGAGUUCUGGCACAAGAUUGGCUGCUGCGUGGUGGCCAAACCUCCACCGAGAAAGAGGCGCAGGAAAAUCGACCGCAGCAUGAUCGGCGAGCCCACAAACUUUGUCCACUUGACACACAUUGGCUCUGGGGAGAUGGCAGAGGGCCGGGCCCCGUCAGGGCCGGUCCAGGAUAAGAUGAGGUCGAAAGGACCCAGUGCCAACGGCUGCAGGAGCAUGUUAUAGCUGCUGCCUACCAAGCAUGGAGAACCAUUUCCAUCCUCCUCUAUGCGCCCCUCUCAUCCCAAAUCAAAAGCAGUCACUGCAGCGUAACCUGUUUCUAAUGGAGCACUUGGCAAACCUGAGAGCGGACCUAAUAGAGAGCAGAGAGGCUCUUCCUGACGUCUGCAGGAUCCAUUUAGCCAAACAGGACGAUGCCCUUUCUGUGGUCACCACAAGAAUCGCCCUGCUCAGAGGAGGAUGGACUGAUGUUUUUGAUGCUUUUUAAAGAAAAGUAUUUGUCUUUCUGAUGGACUUUGGACUUCCACUGUAUUUCAGCCAACAACGUUUCUGUGUCACGGCCAGCAAGCGUGUGUGAGAGGGCCGGUGAGAGUGUUUAGCAAAAUUUGUUGACUAACAUGGCUGAUUCCAUUUCAGGAAGUGAAGAUUAUGUUCUCAAGGAUCACCUGAAUGUUGUAAACCAUUGACCUACUGCCAAACAAAUAGUAUCCAAAAUAUCUUGCGUAUCUGUCUAAUGAAUGAGGAUGCACCUUUAUUUUCCCACAGUGCAUAGUUAAAGGUGUCUUUGUGUGUGUUUAUAAGUGCAAAAUGCUAUGUGAUUUUGUUGCUGUUUAGAUGCCAGUACUGAGUAGUGUUAUUUUGAUUGUACCAGUUGCUAUAGAGCCCCAUUUGGACUGCUACCCAGUUGCCAUAGAACCCCAUUUGGACUGCUACCCAGUUGCCAUAGAACCCCAUUUGGACUGCUACCCAGUUGCCAUAGAACCCCAUUUGGACUGCUACCCAGUUGCCAUAGAACCCCAUUUGGACUGCUACCCAGUUGCCAUAGAACCCCAUUUGGACUGCUACCCAGUUGCCAUAGAACCCCAUUUGGACUGCUACCCAGUUGCAAGCAUACAGGUAACUGCCAAAAUAAAGGAAACCCCAACAUGGUGUCUUAAUAGGGCAUUGGGCACCACGAGCCAGAACCGCUUCAAUGCACCUUGGCAUAGAUUCUACAAGUAUCUGGAACGCUUGGAGGGAUGCUACACCAUUUUUUUCCACCAGAAAUUCCAUCAUUUGGUGUUUUGUUGAUGGUGGUGGAAAACGCUGUCUCAGGCUCCGCUCCAGAAUCUCCUAUAAGUGUUCAAUAAGGUUGAGAUCUGGUGACUGAGACGGCCGUGGCAUAUGGCUUACAUCCUUUUCAUGCUCAUCAAACCAUUGUGACCACUUGUGCCCAGUGGAUGGGUCAUUGUAAUCCUGGAAGAGACCACUCCCAUCAGGGUAGAUCUGUUUCACCCUACAGUAGGUAGAAGGUGAUCACUCAGAAUGGCUGUGUAUUUAUUGGAGUUUACCUUGUCCUCCAUGGGGUUGAGUGGACCUAAACCAUGCCAGGAAAAUGCACCUCCACACCAUAACAGAGCUGCCAAUAAGUACCCUCAUUUACUCAAGUGUUUCCUUUUAUUUUAGCAGGUCCCUGUAGCUGGUCACUGUGAUACACAAUUUACUAGCACCUACUCUGAAAAACCCAAACUAUUAGUCAGCGGGAAGAGUCUGUUAGUAACACGGGUUGUUGUUGAAAUUCGAAACACCCUGACCAUUACGGGGCUUUCCAGUGAUCUAUCCUGGAAUUAUGCCACUCAUUAAAUCAACUGCAUCGAAGGAACAUUCCAGAAGGUAGUUUGUUCUCUUGUCGAGGGGGAUGUCCACCCCCUUGAUCAGAAUGGAACAUUUCAACCAUUUCACUGUGCAUUCCCCUUGUAAUUUCUAUAUGGCCUCCCACUUGAGCUUGUUGUAGGUGACGUGCCCUCCAAGCUGGCUUGUGACCCACAUGACAUCCACACGAUAGUGACAUACAUUCUGAAACCAGGUGGCAGUUUUAAACAUCUGAUUUAAAUCAUACAGUAGAAAUGAAAGUUUGUUUCCUGUACACAACUGUAUUUCUGACGUGCUUAGUAUACACAAUCUGUGAAUAACUCGUCACGCUCUGUCGUUUUUUUGCUAAGUGUGUCCAUACGGGGAAAAACUCACUGUUUGAAUUGGAAUGUUUUUUUAAUAUUGUAUCUUAUGUGAUUUAGCUAGGCCAGUAUCCUAUGUGAUUUAGCUAGGCCAGUAUCCUAUACCAGAACAUAUGGCGUAUGGAUGGUGUAGAACAUGUACAGUAUGUUGUCCCUUUCACUAAUACCGUAUGUGUUUUAUACACUGGGCCUAAUGUUUACUUAAUGCUGAAGGGUGACUUUGCAUAUUGCUUGGUGGCUUUCCUAUCUUUGUUAGAGCAUGUAAUCCUGGGUAAAUUCUCAGCCCAACAGAAUGACUGCUGCCUUGAAGUUUCUUGAACAGUGUACAUUGGGAACGUCAGUCAUUUGAGUCUGUUGGCAUUUUAAGUUUCUAUCCCAUCUUUAUCAUGAUUGUUGUUAGACCAAAGCUUGAGUUCAUUAGAAAUGAUUUGUGCAACCUCUUGAUUCUUCCUGGAAAUACAGUUCACAUUCUGAAUAGAAUUCUAGGGGAGUAAUCUCUUCUGAUGUUGAAUGUUAUCACCAAAUGUGUUACUCAAUUUUCACUGCCUGGUACAGAAAUAAUAGAAUUUCAACCAACUGGUUCCAGUGGCCCCUAUGGGCUCUGCUGUGAACAUUUCUGGGAGAUUGUAUCAUUUUCAUUGAAGUUAAAGUGGGAAUCUAUAGUUGCUACAUCCAUUUUGGGAUUUAUAAAUGAUAUAUACCCAUUGAUUCUUGAAUAUCUUAUAAAUGCCUUAGUUCAACUAUAUUGUUGAUAUCAUGGAUGUUCAGUCCUUGCAUUAAUAGCUCUGAGUUUGAGAGCGGUUACAUUUCUCCAGGCCCAUCCUUCAGCGUUUUACCAAAACACAGGCAGGGUGACUGCUUUGUUAUUGUUUCAAUUAAGGAUUCUAGCUUUAAUCUCAAACUAUUUCAACAAACACAUCUCACUGAAUCCAUCUGGUAUAGCACAAAUAUUGCAAUCUAAACAAAUGCCCUAAAAUAAAUGGAAUGUACACUAUA